UUCUCCAAACCAAAUGAAGGAGCCGUUUUUUCAAGGGCCACUCCGUUGGGACAAGCACAGAAAUUUUCACUUUCCAGCUUUCAUGGCACAAUAUUUGUUAAAAAUUUCCAAGAUUCUACGAGUACUUGCAUACAUACUUCUCUGUGCACAUCACAUAUAUCAAAUUCUACCACUACUAGCAUACAUACUUCUCAGCGCAUAUUGCAUAUAUCAAGUGGAAGGACUGUGGGGAAGGCUAAUUCAGGGAAAUCUGAUGAGUUGAUGUCAGAUUUCAACUAUUUGAUGCCAAAAUGCAGGAAAUCAGGAAAACUUGAUGUAGCAAGGAUGUUAAUUGAGGAGUCCAGAAAAGUAGGGUUGAUUUCAAUGUAUAAAGUACAUCGCACAUGGAUUGGGUCUCUUCUAGGAGAGAAUAGAGUUGAUGACGCACUGCAUUACUUUGUAAAAAGGGUCUCGGAAGGUUUUCAUCCCAACUCUCAAUGCUAUGGUGCAUUGCUAAUUGGCCUUUUGAAAAAUAAUAGGCACAGAGUAGUUAGUUGUUUGCUGAAUAAUAUGAAAGAUAAUAAUGUUUUCCCAGACUCAAGGACUAUGAAUGCUAUAGUUUGUUUACUCUGCAAAGAGAAACUUAUCAAUGUUGCAAUUGAUUUGUACAGUGAAGGAUCAAAAAUAGGGUUUAUUCCUGAUAAUAUUACAUACAAUAAACUGAUAAAUGCUCUUUGUGGUUUGGGAAAAAUGGAUGAGGCCUACAAAGUUCUAGAUGAUGGGAUGGAAGCUGGGUUUUUUCCAUGUAAAGGUACACUGGCAAUUCUUCUCGGUGCUCUCUGCAUGGCUGGGAAACUUGAUAAUGUUUAUAAACUUUUUGUUGCAGGAGUUGAAAGGCAAUGUGUCCCUGACUAUUGUACUUGUAGUGAAAUCAUUUCUUCCUUUAGCAAAGCCGGCAGAGUUGAUGAUGGAUAUGCAAUUCUUUGCAUGUUGGUGAAGUUAAAUGUCUUUGUCAAGAAAAGAACUUUUUUUGCAUUAAUAGAUGGUUUUUGUGCUGCCAAAAAGGGAGACAUGGCUUCCAAAUUGCUUCUCGAAAUGAGAGGCAAUGGUCACUUACCUGGUCGUUCCAUUUUGAAAAGUGUAAUUUGUGUUCUUUGUGAAACAGGUCAUGAAGAUGAGGUUCUUGAACUAUUACUUGUGCAUGUUUCUGAUUCCUCUUCAGAUGUCAAAUUGUAUAAUACAUUUAUAAAAACAAUUUGUAGGUUCCGCAGGCCUGAUAUUGCCAUGAAAAUUCUUGAAAAAAUGUGUGAAAACAACUGCAGGCCUAAUUCCAAAACCUAUAUCAGUUUGUUACAUGGCUACUUGAAAAGUAAAUAUGUGGUUAAUGCUGUGAACUUGUUUAGGGCACUGUUGGCAGAAACUCAAAUUUCAUCAAAGCUUUACAAUGUUAUGGUCAGUGGUCUUUGCACUAUAGAGAAAGAGGAUCUGGCAGUUAUGUACUAUGAUGAAAUGAACAAGAAGGGAUUGUAUCCCAGCGUUGGGUGCUAUGAGAAAGUUAUUUAUGCUUUGUGCAACCAAGGAAAUUUGAAUAAGGCACUGAAAUGUUUUUGGGAUAUGAAGCAGAAAGGGCACCACUGCAGCACUUUCAUUUACAAUGUGCUUGUUGGCAGUUGCUUAAAGUCACAUGAAGUUAACCAUGCUUGGUUUAUCUUUGAUAACAUGCGAAAGCAAGGUUGCCCUCCUAAUGUUUCCACUUUCAGCAUAUUGAUUUCUGGUCUGUCUGAUGCAAAUAUGCUAGAAUCUACCAUGGGAGUAUUGGAAGAAAUGAUGGAAGAAUGCGUAACUGCUGAUAUCUUUAUUUACAAUAAGCUACUUAGAGGCCUUUGCAAGGAGGGCAAGAUGGAAGUUGCUACUGAUCUAUUGAGGAGAAUGUCUCAGAAAGGUUGUCAACCAAAUGCGUCCACUUACGAUUGCCUAAUAUAUUAUUUAGAUAGAGCUGGCAGGGUCUACGAUGCUCAGAAACUUCGGGAAGAAAUGGUGGAAAAGAAACUGCAUAUGUAUAGAUGAAGGGUCAUUUUUCAAGUAUAGGUUCUAACCGAGAUCUAAAAGUUGCAAGUGGUGCACAAUCUUCAUUUGAUAAAAUCACUUAUUUUGGUAUUCAUAUUUAUUCUGUCACCAGAGAUAAUAAUGGGAUAUUGCUUCCCUCAUUAUUUAUUCAUUCAAAUUUUAUGAAGGUAAAGAAAAAUUUCAACUAA
Cryptomeria japonica (Japanese cedar) is the source of this 2234-nucleotide messenger RNA. RefSeq names its product pentatricopeptide repeat-containing protein At1g71210, mitochondrial. Gene Ontology annotation, molecular function: protein binding. Lineage: Eukaryota; Viridiplantae; Streptophyta; Pinopsida; Cupressales; Cupressaceae. The record is from RefSeq and is a predicted model, not a curated record. The transcript has 5 exons. Bases 262 to 2046 code for a protein of 594 amino acids.